Anastrepha ludens (Mexican fruit fly) is the source of this 748-nucleotide messenger RNA. RefSeq names its product apolipoprotein D-like. Gene Ontology annotation, molecular function: pigment binding. The record is from RefSeq and is a predicted model, not a curated record. The transcript is spliced from 5 exons. NCBI's taxonomy places the organism in Eukaryota, Metazoa, Arthropoda, Insecta, Diptera, Tephritidae. Bases 31 to 585 code for a protein of 184 amino acids.
UCAAACAGUAAACAACAGAAAGUAGACAGCAUGCAAAAGACAAUCCUUGCAAUCAUCGCCUUGACCCUCUGUGGUCUCGCUAAUGCACAAGUAAAUUCUGGUGGCGCCUGCCCAAAUCUGCCAGUGCAGAGCUGUUUAAGCAUAAAAGCAUAUGCGGGCUUCUGGUACGAAUACGCCAGGUAUCCUGCUGCUUUCGAGGGCAAUGGCACGUGUGUGACCUUAACGUACACGAAAAAAAAUCAAAAUGAAAUGAGUAUAUUGGGUACAAUGAUUGAUCCGUCUACCAACAAAACACUCAGUCUUUUGAGUGAUGCCAAGCAAAUUUCGAAUGCCAAAUUUAAUGUUACCACCAAAGUGGCUACCAGAUCUCCUCCCAGCCUGUGGGUUUUGUCUACCGAUUACGAUAACUACGGUAUUAAUUACGCCUGCCUACCCGCUAGUGGCGACUCACAUGACACGUUUCUUUCGAUCAUAACCCGCUCACCGACACCCUCUGCUGCCACUGUUGCGAAGGCUAGAAAUGUUUUACGAUCAAUUGGAUUUUCUCUCGCGCCAAUGACUGUUACGGAUCAAAGCAAUUGCUAAGCAGCAGUUUCUGAUAAUUGCCAAAAAUGCAAUCAAAUGGUUUACAGUUUAAACGAUAAAUUAUUAAGUGGAGACAGGUGAUGUAACUUUUCAAAGUGCACUUCGAUGUUCUCGUUAAAAAAAAUAAAUAAAUAAUGGCAUUGAAAUAUAGUUCGGUGCAAUU